This is a messenger RNA of Cavia porcellus (domestic guinea pig), 966 nucleotides long. RefSeq names its product MAS related GPR family member D (gene Mrgprd). The transcript has a single exon. Gene Ontology annotation, cellular component: membrane. Gene Ontology annotation, biological process: G protein-coupled receptor signaling pathway. The coding region runs from base 1 to 966 and encodes 321 amino acids. The record is from RefSeq and is a predicted model, not a curated record. Gene Ontology annotation, molecular function: G protein-coupled receptor activity. Lineage: Eukaryota; Metazoa; Chordata; Mammalia; Rodentia; Caviidae.
AUGACCUCAGCACCUUCCCCCAGCAGCUCCAGGCUGGACGCGAUGACCUGGGCCUAUUUUACUCUGAUCUUCCUGACCAUGGUCACCUCUGUGUGCGGGGCAGUGGGCAACAGCGUGGUGAUCUGGCUGCUGAGCUGCCGCUCACAGCAUACUCCCUUCACCGUCUACAUGCUCAACCUGGCGGUGGCUGACCUCCUCUUCCUCCUCUGCAUGGCCGCUGUGCUGAGCCUGGAGACCCAGCCCCACCCCGAAUUGGACAGUAUCAGUAACGACGCCACCCCAGACUUCACUCCCUACGCCAUAGCCUACGAGGCGAUGUGGAGGGUGAAGUACUUCGCCUAUACCACCGGCCUAAGCCUGCUCACAGCCAUCAGCACCCAGCGCUGCCUCUCAGUCCUCUGCCCCAUCUGGUAUAAGUGCCACCAGCCCCAGCACCUGUCCACUAUAGUGACUGCCCUGCUCUGGGCCCUGUCCUUCAGCAUGAACAUGCUGGCUUCCUACUUCUGCACCACGUACUUGCACUUCCAUAAGCAACACUGCUUCAAGGUGGACAUGGCCAUAGGCACCCUCAUCCUGGGGGUCUUCAUGCCUGUGAUGGCCAUAUCGAGUGCCAUCCUCUUUGUCCAAGUGCGGAAGAGCAUCGUGCAGCGGCCCCGGCGGCUGUAUGUGGUCAUCUUAACCACUGUCUUUGUGUUCCUUGUCUGUUCCCUGCCCCUGGGCAUCUACUGGUAUGUCGUGCUCUGGACGGACCCGAAGCCGCAGGUAAAGCUCCUGUGGCUCUGCGUAUCACGCUUCUCCUCCUCCGUGAGCAGCAGCGCCAACCCGGUCAUCUACUUCCUGGUGGGUAACCAGAGGCACCGGAAGCUGAAGGAGUCCAUGGGGGCCAUUCUGAACCGGGCACUGCAGGAGGAGCCCGAGCUGGAGGGAAGGGAGACACCCUCCACGGGCAUUCAGGAGCGCAUCUGA